AAAACAAGCCACGCCAUCCUCUGUCCCUGAGUUGGAUCAUACAUUAUUAAUGUGCAAAGUAUUGUUUUUUUUUUUUUGGGGUGUCAAAUAAAUAUAACCAAGAAGUAUGCCAACUUCUAUUUUCCUCCUAUGCUCUUUUGUGAACCGAUUUCGGCCAACAGGGACGUUGUUCUCAUCUUCCAGGGUACUUUGAUAUUCUUCCUGGCUAAUUCUAAAGCCCUAAAUCCCAAGAUUCGUCACUACUACACUGCAAUUUUUAGUGCUUGAUUUCCCUGCUCCUCGGCUGAAUUUGCAUUUCGUGACGGCCCUGUGAUUUUGAUCACGCUUUUAGGGUUUUUACUUCCUGAUUACUUCGUUUGAUUCUUCGAUAAAUGGGGAGCAGAAAGGAAGAUGAGAGAAAUGAGAAGAUUAUUAGAGGUCUUAUGAAGCUUCCGCCUAAUCGAAGAUGUAUCAACUGCAAUAGCCUGGGUCCGCAAUACGUCUGUACGACUUUUUGGACCUUCGUUUGCAUGACAUGCAGUGGGAUACAUCGUGAGUUUACUCAUCGAGUUAAGUCUGUAUCAAUGGCAAAGUUCACUUCUCAGGAAGUAGAAGCUCUUCAAAAUGGUGGCAACCAGCGCGCAAGGGAUACAUAUUUGAAAGACUGGGAUUUCCAAAGGCAGCGUAUGCCAGAUAGCAGCAAUGCUGACAAAAUAAGGGAGUUUAUAAGGAAUGUGUACGUUGAUAGAAGAUAUGCUGGAGCAAGGUCUGCUGACAAGCCUCCAAGAGAUACGCAGAGCCCUAGAAUCCAUGGAGAGGACACAAGGCGUGCAAGCUCAUAUCAUUCAUAUUCUCAAAGCCCUCCAUAUGAUUAUCAAUAUGAAGAUCGACGGUAUGGAAGACAAGCAGCUGCAUUAACCAGGAAGCCUGGUUCGGAUAAAGGUCGCUAUGAGGGGAAGAUGUCUAGUAUUAUGUAUAGUCCUGGGCGCUUCAGUGACCAUGCAUCUGAUGAGGGCUUUGCUAAUGAGGGAUCUGGUCCAAGAAAUUCAGACUAUUCUGUAUCUGGUGCUGGUGAACAAUUGAAAUCUGUUGUGCAGUCUCCUAAGUUUUAUAAAGACAUGCGAAGCAGUCCAUUCCAUCAGCGUUCUAGUGCCGGUUCAAGUGAAGAUGUAUGGUCUCCAUCACGGUAUACAUCUCUGGAAACAAUUGUCAAGGGUGAUUCAGAUGGACAUCAUCCACAGUGUGCCAGGCCAAUAUCACAACAAUCUUGUCCAGCAAGAUCAGUUAGCUUGGAUCUUUCAAAGGCACCAGUGGCAUCUGAGCCAUUAUCUUCCUUAAAGCCACCUGUUGAUCUUUUUGAGUUUCCAGCAUCAUCUCAGGCUCCAUCAAUGGAUUUGUUUCAACCAUCUAUUUUGUCUUCGGCUCCAUCUUCAAACAAAAAUCAACCUUCACAAACAUCCCAGUCCUCAUCUAUUGACUUCUUUGCGGAUGUUUCCGAGCAGCAGCCUGCAGCUACAUCAGAUGAGAAGUCUCCAGAGUUCUUUGUCCCUAAAAAUGAAGGAUGGGCAACAUUUGAUCUCCCUCAGCACACAGCAUCUCCUGCACAAGUUGAAAUUCCAGCAGGAGUUCCGUCAACUGACAAGUCUUUGAUGGAAUUAUUUGAUCCAUUUUCAACUGCAAAUACUAGCACGCAGUGGCCAUCUUUUGACACUUCUGGUGUUCAUGACCCUUCAAUCACUUAUAAUGCUUGGCGUGGUGGUGUGCAAAAUGGAGAACAAGCUUCCAUUGCUCCAGCAAAUGCUCAAUCAUGGAAUGCAUUUGAAGAUCCUGGUUCCCACCUUCCUGUAGAUGCUGUUAAUCAAGGGUCGCUACUACAUAAUCUUCCAUCAAGUGAUGAUCAAUUUUUGAGCUCAAAAGUUUCUGAGGGCUCCAAAGGUGGGGUGCAAGAAUUUGCCCCUCUUGGUGGAUUUAAUGAUAACAUUCAAUCAGAUGCUAGUGGUUUACCAUAUCCUCCAACCGUCCUUCCUCUCAAGGAAGAGACUCAACACAAUGCAACCAAUCAGAAAUCAACUAAUCCGUUUGAUCUUCCCUAUGAAUCUGAUGCAGAGCACAACAAUAUGUUCCUUGAUUUGAGCUCACUGCAAGCUGCUCUGCCAGAUUCGCAGUUGGCUCCCCCAUACCAUGGUGGUUACCAUGGUGGUAUAGCUGAACCAUGGCUCCCGCAAAGUGUGACCCCAUUUAUUUCUUCUGCAGGACAAGGUGGUCUAACAUUCAUGGCUGCACAGCCCCCAAGUUCUCAAAUACCGAACAUCCAGACGCAAGGACCAGUUGCAUCCUUUGGGGGCAAUCCUUUUGCAUAGGAUUCGGUUGUAUAGUGUGUUUUUUUCAACAAAAUUUAUGCAUGGCCAUCCAGUAACUACUCAUAGAAGUCAUUUAGUCAUUAGCGUGCCUUAUUGUUAGUUACACUGUUUCCAAUUGCUUCUGCAGUGAGCGAUGGCUUACAGAUCAUAGUUCCUGCGGCACACUGGCCGUGAUUAUUAAAUUACGUUGUCCUUAGAAUUAUUGAUCGGUAGAUAGUUUUCUGGCAGGUAAUGUAAUUUAACUUAGACAAAUUGGAAUUUUAGAGUGAAAUUUUUCAUUUUGACGCA
Prosopis cineraria is the source of this 2627-nucleotide messenger RNA. RefSeq names its product probable ADP-ribosylation factor GTPase-activating protein AGD14. The transcript has 13 exons. Gene Ontology annotation, molecular function: GTPase activator activity. The coding region runs from base 372 to 2339 and encodes 655 amino acids. Lineage: Eukaryota; Viridiplantae; Streptophyta; Magnoliopsida; Fabales; Fabaceae. The record is from RefSeq and is a predicted model, not a curated record.